Ahaetulla prasina is the source of this 2435-nucleotide messenger RNA. It is a transcript of the gene BCL7A, whose product is annotated as BAF chromatin remodeling complex subunit BCL7A. The transcript has 6 exons. The record is from RefSeq and is a predicted model, not a curated record. The coding region runs from base 250 to 885 and encodes 211 amino acids. NCBI's taxonomy places the organism in Eukaryota, Metazoa, Chordata, Lepidosauria, Squamata, Colubridae.
CCUCUCCCGCCCACCGCCUCGGCUGGCCUCCCUGGCGGCCUCGGGGCCUUUCUUCCCUCCUUCGAGGCGGGGCGGAGCCGGCCGGGAGGCUUCAUUGUGCGUCCGGGCGCCGCCGUCAGCCAGGCCGGGCUCCUCUCUCUCCUCCUCCUCCUCCGGCAGCUGCCCUUCCUCGCCCCUCAGCUGCCGAGCAGAGCCGGCGCGCCGGCGCCUCAGUCCGGGUCCCUCCGCCGUCUCCGCCACCUCAGCAGCAUGUCGGGCCGGUCGGUGCGGGCCGAGACCCGCAGCCGCGCCAAGGAUGAUAUCAAGCGGGUGAUGGCGGCCAUCGAGAAAGUGCGCAAAUGGGAGAAGAAAUGGGUGACCGUUGGCGACACAUCCCUUAGGAUCUACAAAUGGGUGCCAAUAACAGAGCCCAAAGUAGAUGACAAAUCCAAAAACAAGAAAAAGGGCAAAGAUGAAAAGUGCGGUUCUGAGGUGACGACCCCAGAAAACAGCUCAUCCCCUGGGAUGAUGGAUAUGCACGAUGACAAUAGCAACCAGAGCUCUAUAGCCGAUGCUUCCCCCAUAAAGCAGGAGAACAGCAGCAACUCGAGUCCUGUGCCCGAGCAGAACUCAACAGGGCAGGUAGACGGUCCUGGUUCAAAGUCGGACGAUACUCCGACGGAUGCAAAAGAAGAAGCUGGCUCAGAAGAUGCGUCUGAUGAACAGAAUUCACAGUCUUCAAUGGAGAAUUCCAUCAACAGUUCAGAGAAAGUUGAAACAGAGCCUUCAGCGGAAAAUGACACAACCACAGAGACGUCUAAAAACUCUCAGGACUCUGAAGGAGUGCCACCUCCUAAAAAGAUGAAAGUGGAGACUCCCUCUCAACAAAAUAUGGAUGAAAUAUAAACUUUAGAUUUUUCCUGGGCGGUUUUUAUGUAAAGGUACAUCAAUGGGCUAAAUUGUCGAACAACCGUACAUAAGCAUCUUCUUCUCUUGGAUGAGGAGGGAACUCCUAUAAACUUUCCAAGUAACCAGGUGAAAAUCCAAGGAAAACCAAGCAAACAUUUAAUCUCUUCAGACACUGAAAACUCUUCGUUUUUUUUCCCCUGUGAAGCAAAACUGUUGAGCAUUUAAGUUACUGUCUCCGAAAUGGUUAGAGUAAAACACUCAGGAGGGGUCGACGCACUGUUUCUAAUGUCAGAAUUACAAUUAUGCUGCUGAUGUAUUUUUUUUUUCUCCCAUUCUCUAUUUAACAUUAUAAGAUAUUUAAGAAUGGUACAGGUCAGGUAUUUCUCUUCACAUGUGAAGUUCAGGUUCUGAUGUGAUGUCUCUUCUUGUUUUGGGGUUUGUUUUUUUUGUGUGUGUGCCUUGUGUCCCAAAAUGGAAAAAAAACUAAACAAACAAAAACAAAGCAGGGCUAAUUCUGCAAAUUUCUCCUUUGCAAAGUGGCCUGUUUGUACAAUGCCAUAUAAAAUACGUUCCGUUGUUGUUGUUUUUAAACAAAUACUCUGGUGCUUACUGUCCUGAUAAGAGAUAACAUGAGAGAAAUUAAGAAGCCAUUUUCACAGUUGGAGGGUGGGGUGGAUGCUCACCGAUGAUGCUUGUUUUUCCUGCACCUCCAGGGCUCACUUUGUUCUUAAGUAAGUAAACUGCACUACCUUGUGUGCCCCCCACCCCCCAAACCUUGGUUUUACAGACUUUUCGUAGUGGAAUAAUGUGUCUACAAGGCUGCCCAGUGUAGCCUUCUUAAAAUUGAUUGACUGGUUUCUGACGUUUACUUAAAUUAGUUUUGGUUACAAAAGCAAAUUAUGCGUUUUAAGGACUUGAAUCUGGAAAUCUGUAUUUGAGCCUUCUUGUGGCUUCGUUACAAAUGGAUGUAACCUGAAUGGCAGGUGCAAGUUUUGAAUAGAUCCAUUCUCCAAUCAUUUUUAAAGAUUCAACUGGAUUUCACCGUUUUGUUCUUUCACGAGAUGUUGACUGUUGUCCAACAUUUGUGUACUUGAGGCUCCUUUGUCUCAAGAUCUGCUUGUAAAUACAGCUUUGUGAUUUUCGGAAUCUCUCGUUCAGACAACUGUGUCCCGUGCGCACUUGACUUGGCCACAGAAGCUGGUUUAAUGUAGCAGCUGAAAAGGGCUAAGUGGCUUACACAUUUGGGGUGCUCUUAUGCCAGUUGCUGGGGGCAAAAAUCCUGUGAAAUCAACGCCGCUUCAAUCGCAACAGAUUUGCACUUUGUCGUUUUCCAAUGGGGCUACAUUGCGGCUGGACUUGCUAGAGUUUUGCACACUCAAGGCCUGGAUAAGCUCCUACAGCUCCUAUGGGUAGGUGGGAAUAUUCUCUGCCUCUAGCAGAAGUGGUUAUAAAAAGUAAAAGGCAACACAUGAGAACAAAUGCCUUUUGUCACGACAACUAUCAAACAGUUUACGCGUAUCUUGCUACGGAAUCAGUGGGUGGCUUUU